This is a messenger RNA of Fragaria vesca subsp. vesca, 1510 nucleotides long. RefSeq names its product UPF0496 protein At4g34320-like. The transcript has 2 exons. The record is from RefSeq and is a predicted model, not a curated record. Bases 495 to 1340 code for a protein of 281 amino acids. NCBI's taxonomy places the organism in Eukaryota, Viridiplantae, Streptophyta, Magnoliopsida, Rosales, Rosaceae.
GAACACAACUCCAGCAGUUGCAUUGCACAGAGAGCACCGAUCACUUUUCUUUUGUCUCAAACCUCGAAUCCCAAAUUUUCGUACCUCAUCGAUUGCUCCAAUUCUUUUAUUCUCGGUGAAAGUGAUAGAACGUGGAUCUGUGGUGCGACGAAAUUUGGCCUAAAAAAAUGAUGAGAAUGCUUAGAUCAGCUCCGGUUCCUGCAAAAUUUUCCUACAACAAGUUGGUCUCCACAGCUGAAUAGAAGUCAUUUAAGGAAGUUUGCAAGAAAAAUACAGACUUGCAAUCGUGGGACACCGACCUCAAAGCCCGUGCAGAAGAAAUCGCGAAAUCCCUCAAGGCUGGAGGAGGUCUCUCAAUUGAUUCCUUGAAACAACUCACACUCUAUGUCAGUCGGUCAAACACGAAGACUGUGCGAGCAAUCUUAGCAUUCAAGGAAGAUGCAACUAAAGGGAAGGGGAGUAGUAAGAAGAAGAAAAAUGAAGAAAGGGUGAACAUGAUGGCUGACGAGUAUAUGAAGAACAGCUCUAACAUGCUGGACUUCCUUUCUGAAAUGGAAAAAUUCCUCACACUUGCUCGCAAUAGCCAUUCAUAUAUUACAACUGUGAUUGAAAAGUACUUUAAGAUCCACAAUGGCAUGAGAGGCAGAACUGAGUACUACAGGAAGAUUGCGGAUAACUUGAAGAAGCUCAGAGACUCUGAUAAUACCUUUGAUCAUUCUGCUGAAAACUUGCUCAAGAAGGCAGAAAGUUUGAAGAUCCAGCAUGAAGAAAUGCUUCAGAAGUUUCAAGGUGAAUUCAUUAAGCUUUGUAAGAAGGAGAAACACUUGAAAUCAUGGGAGAACGUUGUGCUUAUGAUAUUUGUAGGUGCUAUGGUUGGAUUGGCUAUUGCCGGGAUUGUGACUGCAGUUAUAGCUGCUCCAUCUGUUGCAACCGCAAUUGCUGCCUGUACUUUACCGAUAGCAAUGGCUGGACACUGGUCUAUCACUUGGUUUGAGGAGUCUGCAAAAGCCUUUAAGUAUGAGCUGGAAGUAAAUGAGGCGAGGCGCGAGGAAACUAGAGUUGCCAUCAAAGAGUUGGGCAACAUCAAGUCUUCGAUUGAUGGUGUUAUUACACAGAUUAAUUCAGUCAUCUACAAUCCGAGCUCGGCAAUGGAUCGGGAACAAAUAGAUUUCACAAUGAAGGCAAUCAGGAGCAAACUGGGAGCGUUUCUGAAUAAAGUUAAGGAUUUGGAGAGAGACGUUGAAAAGGCCCGAAGGGAAAUAAGGAAGGCAAGGGAUGAUGUUCAUAUCACGGGCACGCAUGUAAAAAAAAGGAGCAUUUUGUUCUCAAAACUAGCAUGAACUACUUGUUAUCAGCUCCCGUAGCCAUCUGCUUAUUGAUCUGCACUCUUGAAGGCUUAGCUUGAAUUGGCCUGUUGAAAUGUUAUGAAACAAGGAGUAGUAAGUUUGUGUAAUUAGGAGAGUCUCUGAAUCAAACAAACGUUGUAAACAAUAUGAAAAACUCAAUUAAA